This is a messenger RNA of Astyanax mexicanus (Mexican tetra), 1685 nucleotides long. It is a transcript of the gene cldn5b, whose product is annotated as claudin 5b. NCBI's taxonomy places the organism in Eukaryota, Metazoa, Chordata, Actinopteri, Characiformes, Acestrorhamphidae. Gene Ontology annotation, molecular function: structural molecule activity. The transcript has a single exon. Gene Ontology annotation, cellular component: bicellular tight junction; plasma membrane. Bases 32 to 676 code for a protein of 214 amino acids. The record is from RefSeq and is a predicted model, not a curated record. Gene Ontology annotation, biological process: bicellular tight junction assembly; cell adhesion.
AUCGAUCGCGGAGGCGGCGAUAGCGCGCAGGAUGUCGGGCUGCCUGGAGGUGCUCGGGAUGUGCCUGGCGGUGGGCGGGUCGCUGCUGGUGAUGGUCGCGUGCGGGCUGCCCACCUGGAAGGUGUCCGCGCACAUCGACGGGAACAUCGUGGUGGCGCAGAGCUUCUGGGACGGGCUGUGGAUGUCCUGCGUGGUUCAGAGCACCGGACAGAUCCAGUGUAAACUGCACGACUCAGUGCUCGCGCUCUCCGCGGACCUGCAGACGGCACGCGCGCUCACCGUGAUCGCCGCCGUGCUGGGCGUGCUGGGAGCGGCGGUGACGGUGUCGGGCGCGCGCUGCACCAACUGCGUGCGGACGCCGUCCACCAAGGCGCGCGCCGUGAUGUGCGGGGGUGCGCUGUGCGUGGCCGCGGGGCUGUUCGUGCUCGUGCCCGUGUGCUGGAUGGCCAACAACAUCAUCUCGGACUUCUACAACCCGCACGUGCCGCUUUCCAGCAAGCGCGAGAUCGGCUCCGCGCUCUAUAUCGGUUGGGCGGCGGCGGCGCUGCUGCUGUUUGCGGGCGCGGGACUCUGCUGCUCGGGGUUGCGGGACGACAGGAAGGCGCGCGCGGUGAAGUACCCGGUCAAUAAGAGCCCCGUGCACAGCGGCGAGUACGACAAGAGGAACUACGUGUGAAGAGGACACGCGCGAGACUCCGCGUGCAGGUGCUGCAGGUGUUAAUCUGCCCUGUACUGGUGGAGGAACUGUACUGUAAAAAAAAACAAUAUUUUGUAAUAAGCAAAAACAUUAUUUUUAAAUUUUUGCGGGUUUUUCUCAGUUCUUAUUAGAGUGUAAUUGAGAGAUAUAAACGGGUAUUCGCAUCUUUUUAUGUUUUUAUCGAGUUCAUUAAACAAAAAGUCUUUAUAAUCUCUGAGCAAACAUAAGUUGAAUCAGCAAGAAAACAUUUGGGGAAAUGUUGAACCAAUUAGCUUUUCUUGCACUUAAACAUUAUUAACUUCAUUUUUUUAGGAAUAGUUCUUAUAAGCAGCCCCCUUCUACCAUGCAUGCAGCUAUUAUUUUAAACACAGUGUAAACAUAACCUACUUAUAUUUAUUUUUUUAUUAAAUCACUGCUGUAUAUAAGAAUGCUUUACAGGUUUCUGACAGAAGUAAAUCUCCAUCUAUUGAGAUUCACUCAGCAGCUUCUAUAUGUAAAGAUCUACAAUCUCCAUUAUCCCAUUUUACCAAAAAUCGCAUUAAAACUCAAUAAAUCAAAUUAACCUCUUACAUUAACCUCCCAUUUCUAGAUCAAACCACAUCACUUUUUAAAUGCCCAAUAAGAGAUAAAAUCCCAAACAGAGCUGUCCAACAUCUGGCUCAUUAACCCUUUGUUAUCAGGUUGUUGUGGUUUUCUGUGUUGGGGGUAUAUUGUGUUUUGGGGGUGUAUUGUGUUUUUCUCUCUGUAUUCAGGGCACUGAUUUGAUUGCACACAGCCUCUGUGUGAAAAUCAGCCUGUUGUUUCAGAGCCACUGGACCCUACUGACUCUGUUCUGAUAAGCUACUCAUCUUCAUUUACAUCAACUUUCACAUCUAAACACUGAAUAUAAAGGGAUGUAAUUUUCUGUCUGAUUUUAAAAUGUUAAAAGCUUUGUUUAUUUACCUAAACAUCACUGGAUUUACUGUUUUAUAAUAAAAGAUAAAAAAAA